UCUUUUCAUGUGAAACAUUACAGUUGCCAGUGAAUCUGCAAUUCUCCAAGUGACACAUUUUGAAAUCUUUCUCAGGUCUAGUCGUCUAUGAGUUUCUCUACCACGCUUUGGAAAAUCGCCGUAUUAUGCAUUACGGUGUUAGCAACCAGGGCAGAAUCCCGAGAAGUUCCAUCUCAAGGAAUAAAGACGGCAAAUGGGGAUUUCUACAUCCCUAGCCCAAGAAUGAAUAUGGUUGGGAAUUUUGGAGAUAAAUACUAUUUCAUAGAAAGCAUACCGACACAAACGGAUUACUAUUCAGCGUUGACCUUUUGUCCCAAUGAGCAUCCCGCGAUGACAUCGGUGAGGGUCGACUCUCAAGAGGAACUUCGCUAUAUUACGAGCUAUGGGAUUAACACGACCAUUCCUGCAGGAACAUACUGGACCGGGGCCACGAGCUUUGGCCUUUACUCUUGGCCAGAUGGAAGUUUACUUGAGGACUUGUACAUUGACAGGGGAAAUGACUAUGCCCCAAUGUGCCUCUAUUUCCAUGGGUCCAACGCCGCUGGGGAAAGGUUGUGGGGAGAGCGGUGCAUUAAUCGACAUUUUCCAAUUUGUCAAAUUAUCACAUCGAAAUGAAUAGGUUAUAGUGAGAUUAAAUCACGGAGUGCAAAAUUCUUUUAAAACCUUCUUUUUUCUGAUUUCUUGACAACGCGGUCCACAAGCACACGUACAGAUGUCCUUGACAUAUAAAUUUCGAAAGUGUGUAAUGUAAUAAUCAAGUCAAAUAAAUUUUAAAUUGGUAGAAUGAAUGGUAACUAUCUAAAUGUAAACUGAAAAAGACCCUAAUGUAUAAUUCAUACAAAAUAAGUUGAGAUGAUUGAUUUAAUAAAUAAAAUAUGACAUAUUGCAA
Messenger RNA from Folsomia candida, 889 nucleotides. RefSeq lists its product as uncharacterized. The record is from RefSeq and is a predicted model, not a curated record. The transcript has 4 exons. Lineage: Eukaryota; Metazoa; Arthropoda; Collembola; Entomobryomorpha; Isotomidae. The coding region runs from base 88 to 615 and encodes 175 amino acids.